Messenger RNA from Momordica charantia (bitter melon), 702 nucleotides. The record is from RefSeq and is a predicted model, not a curated record. NCBI's taxonomy places the organism in Eukaryota, Viridiplantae, Streptophyta, Magnoliopsida, Cucurbitales, Cucurbitaceae.
AGAAAAAGAAAAAAAAAAAAGAAUUGAAUAAAUAUUUUAUUCGAAAAAUGGCAAACUCCAGUGUUGUAGCAUCCUCCCUCUUGGCUUUCGUUUCUUCCCUUGUUUUGUUGUUGCAUGUGGCAUCCGCAAACGACGUCGCUUCCACCAUCUGCCCGAAAACCAAAAACCCGGGCUUCUGCACGACCGAAUUGAAAACCGCGGGCAGCGCAGACCUCAAAGCCCUGGCCACCCACACCCUGAAUCUCGCCCGUAAGAAGGCCGGCGAAUCCGUGGCUCUGGCCAACGACCUUGCCGCCAAAGCCACCGAUCCUCAGCUCAAGGAACGCUACACCUCCUGCUCCAAAAACUUCGACGAAGCCAUCGGCAACAUCGAAACCGCCGAGAAGCACUUGGCCUCCGGCGACUAUAACGGCGUCAACCUUGCCGGCUCCGCCGUCAUGUCCACCGUCGACGACUGUCGGGCCAACUUCGAGACUGGCCCGGCCGACACGUCGUCGCUCUCCACUAACGGCAAGACUCUGGAUGAUAUUUCUAGCAUUAUCUUGGUGAUUUCCAAUCUUCUCCUUCAGCCCGCUUAAUUAACUAAUUCUGUACUGGAGAUUGCCAUGGAUGAAUAAGUUUUUAAGUUUUUAUAACCAAUAAAAAUUGCGUAAUUCAAUGUUAUCUACUUUCCAUGAAAUGAAACUUCAAUGUUUUGAUUUU